Lolium perenne is the source of this 977-nucleotide messenger RNA. Its product is annotated as membrane protein PM19L-like. NCBI's taxonomy places the organism in Eukaryota, Viridiplantae, Streptophyta, Magnoliopsida, Poales, Poaceae. The record is from RefSeq and is a predicted model, not a curated record.
UGCAGGUAUGACCGUACAAGAUUCGUUGCAGCUUCUGAUCAAGCAAAGCAUGGAACAAAAGCUGACCCGUACGCAUGGGUACGCCUAUAAGCCCAGCGCGCGGUUCUGACAAAACUAAGGUAAUUCUUUUGAAGGAGCGCUCGAGCAUUGGAGGAGGACAUGGCGAUCAACGCAACGACGAUCGAGAAAGCCAUCCUGCUGCUGAAUCUCACCAUGUACGUCCUCGUGGCAGCGAUCGGGUGCAUCCUCAUCAACGACGCAAUCGACAGCGGCGACGAUAUCGCUGGUGGCAAUGUUGGAUACUACCACCACUACCCGACCUCGAGGGCUACGGCGAGCAUCUGCGUGAACCUCGUGGCGACAAUGGCUGGAGUAGUCGGCGUCGCGGCGGCGCUUCCGGGGCUCCGCCAUGUCCGGUCGUGGAGCCAGGGGAGCUUGCAGGCGGCAGGCUACCCCGGGUUCAUGGCCUGGCUGCUCACCCUGCUCGCACUGGGAUUAGCCAUUAGGGAGGUAUUCCUGGGAGCCGACGUGCUUGCUGUACCCAGGGCUCUACUCCUGGGAUGUCUCUCGGUGAUGCAGCUCAGUUACCUAAGCAGUAUAUUUUCUACAUGAUCAUCGAUGCCAGGAAUCCACAUACGGAGGUGCUGAGGUGCAUGAUGGAGUUUGGCACUACGGACGUACCCACGGCCGGCCGGUUCUUGGCUAAAGGUCGACCGAUCACCGGGCAGAUUGCAUAUGCAAAUGUACAUAUUACAUCGGUUAAUUUGUACUUUUUUGCGGGUUAAUUUGUACUUCCUCUAUUCAAUAAUUUAGAACGUUUUAGCAAGCUAAAUUAGUUUGCUAAAACAUCUUAUAUUAUUAAACUGAUGGACUAUCUAGUUAUUUGUGGUUGUUCAUUUCGAGACAAAGAUCACAUGGCAUAGAUGCGGUAUAUGCAUGUAAAUUUCGUAUAUGUCAUAUAUAUGGGCCUUGUUGUU